This is a messenger RNA of Protomyces lactucae-debilis, 1194 nucleotides long. RefSeq lists its product as uncharacterized. The transcript has a single exon. Lineage: Eukaryota; Fungi; Ascomycota; Taphrinomycetes; Taphrinales; Protomycetaceae. The coding region runs from base 1 to 1194 and encodes 397 amino acids. The record is from RefSeq and is a predicted model, not a curated record.
AUGCUCGCAUCGCCCGCUCAGCUCAAGGCGCUAUCGCCCAUUCAUAUCCUCCGAGGCGCACAACUUGCUUGGCUUGGCCUCCUGCGUGCCCUCGAGAAUAAAGAGCUCUAUACAAGUGAGCACUACAAGCAGCUUCUCUUAGCAGUGGCCAUUGGUGUCGCUUUACGAAUCAUCACAUGGCUGCCUGUCUUUCUGUUUCGUGGCUCAGUGACAAUUUUGAGCGCUGUGGUGGAUGUGCGACGUGCGCAUUGGGAGCAGGAUGUUCUUGCAGUCCUGCAUUUCAUUCAACAUUGGGUCAUUUCGGUACCGACGCUUGUUGUCAAUUACAUGCGUAGUGUCGAGCCCAAGCCCUUUGACGAUUUGUUUAUGUCGAGCAUGUCAUGGGUCGAUAGUGAGUAUGAGCGCCGGCAUCAAGGUGAGGAUAAAGCUUCCCUGCGGCCAGCAUACACAACAAAUUUGAAGCGAUACAAGCCAGAGUACCGCUCAACCUUUGUCAACAGAACCCUCAAGAGAACAGGUCUUGGACUCAUCAUCUAUCUGCUCUCCUUCACACCUAAAGUUGGCUCACUUGUGCUUCCUGCAGUCUCGUUCUACACACUGCACCAAGCAGUAGGUCUCGUACCCGCUGGCGUCUUUUUCGCUCUUGCAACACUCAUUCUGCCACGCCACUACUUUGUCGUCCUCUUGCAAACUUACUUUUCAACACGUUCACUAACCCGACAACUCCUGCAGCCCUAUUUCGCGCGUGUUGGUAAGGGCUUCACAACGUAUCAAAAGGCGAAAUGGUUCAGGGAGCGUGAGGGCGUUGUCUUUGGUUUUGCACUACCGUUUGUGCUCGCUUUGCGGAUCCCAUAUGUUGGUAUCAUGACGUACGGUUUAGCGAGUACAUGUGCGGCAUUCCUGGUAAGUAAGGUGACAACGCCGCCACCAGAGAGUGGCGAUCUGACGGAUCUUCAAGCCUACGCAGCGUCAGAGGUCGUUUGGACGCAAGGGAGGCGGAAUCUAGUCAAGGCUGGUCUGGAGAAGCUCGAUGCUGUUGUGGCGGAUGAUUCAAAUGCCGGAUCCAGCAGUCAUGUGAGUAUAGGACAACAAGACAUCUCUGCAAAGCGAAAGACUGCAGCAUCAAGUCGACAAUCGUCACGCGGUGGGUCAGAUGAUGAGUGGGUAAAAUUGGCGACCCCUAAUUCGUCAUAA